Molecule: messenger RNA, 18188 nt
Organism: Porites lobata
Lineage: Eukaryota; Metazoa; Cnidaria; Anthozoa; Scleractinia; Poritidae
Source: the annotation of a GenBank genome assembly
AUGGAUAAACCAGACACAUCGCACUUAUUUGACACUAAAAUGGAGCUACAUCCCGAAGAGGAGAGCUUCGCUCAGCCUACCAUCAUCUUGAAGAACAGCAAGCCCUCAAACCGAUGUAACAGCGUACGCAUCGCUGGAAUCAUACUUGUGGUUGCUCUUAUAGCUGCUGCAUUUAUUGGCGGGUAUUUGGUGCGAAGAGCUGUAUCAAAGUCAUCGAAGUGUGAAACAAAUGGCGAUGCCUUACGACCGACGUCCUCGCCGCAUCUCAGCGUUCGACUUCAGGACAUCUUGGCGGAUAUGUCCGCGGAGAACAUUGAACUCAAUUUGAGGUUGGUUUAUAGCUCCUUGGUUUUUCUUGUCGUCUUGAAUAGACAUUUAUCAGUAAAAAAAAAAUCACCUUGUUGUUAAUCGUUUGAUGCAGUUCGUCAGGUCAGAUUGAGUGGUUGUUUCUAUUUCUUUGUGAUGUCUUAUCGCUUGCUUGAUCAGCUGUUUCGUGAUUUAUAUGCAAGCUAUCAUAAUGAUCUCCUGGCUUCGCUGGGGGCGUUUCUCUUUAAUUUUUUUGCAGCAUUUUAAUACCGAAAACCGACUCGCUAUUUUCUAUCAUCCAACUGAUAUCGGAAAAUGGGCUAUUGCAUAAAUUUUAAUAUUAUUAACAGCACCGCCCCCCCUCCCCCUCCCUUUUCGGUUGCGGACUUACUUCUAUUUUCUACUCCCUGAAGAUUGAACAAAAUAUUCACUCCUGAAGACUUCCAUGAAAUAUGGGUUCCCCUAGGAAAAGUUUUGUGAAAAUUAGAGCCUCACCCCCUAAGAAUUCCAUAUUAUUUUACUCUACCCUAAAGAAAUCCUCAAUUCAUAACUUAAAGCUGUACAUGUACCCCUGAAGAAUUCCAUUGGUCCUUAUCUGGGUGGGGGGCAGGGGGGGGCAGGGUGUAGAUAUGCAAUAGCCCAAAAUCGAUUAUGCAAGUCCCAGACCUACAAUAACUUUUACAUUAGAAGUAUAUAUCAUGAGAAUAAAAAAGCAACGACAGCAACAAAUAUGCUACUAUUGAUCUCUUAUUAGAUUUAGAGGAAGUUGUGAUAAUUAUUAUCAAAGGUAAUGGAACCCUGGCUUAAUUUUUAAUGGUCUGUAUUAAUUUUAGUAGAGUACAUCCAGGAAAUACAUGUACAUGUACAUAAUUUAUUAAGGAAGUGUUUAGCCUGCGUAAUCUUGUUCCUCAGUCUUUCUUUGCUCCGAAACCACGUUGAAACCCUUGCUGCGGAGGCUAGGCAAAAAACGUUUGGCACAGGUAGAGCUGGGAAAGGGAAGAAAAGAUGAGGAGAGGGGUGGGGUAGGGCAUCUCAAGAGUAGGACCUUUCUAGGGUAGACUGCUUACAGUUUCUUUUCAGGGGUGAAAAAGUAAUAAAGUAAUUGGGGGGGGGGGGCUGUUUCUAGUUUCCCCUUCAGCCUAAUAAGUUAUUCUUUUAAUACGUCUUUACUAUUGCUUAGUUAAGCAUGUUCAGAACAACACGUAGGGGCAAAACUUCAUGGAUCAUUCAUUAGUUUAGUACUAAUUAGUGGUUGUUUUUAAGGUUGAAAGUACAGGAAAAAACUGUUAAUUUAGUGGUUGGCACAUGGAUAUUUUCUGAGACAGUGCAAUACAUACAUGUAGCAGCAUGAAUUACUUUGCAGCACUAGAUUUGAACUAAAUACAUGUAGAUCUAAAUUCUCUGUCUGUAAAAAGCGAAUACAUAUUUAUUUGUCUGAUAUUGCAUUAACCAGCAGUUUGUAUGUCUUCUGUGAUUAUUAACAGUCAAUGCUCUUCAAUUAAAUGAAUUGAGCGCUCUAUGAAAUACGUUCUACUCAGAAUGCAAGUAUAUUAAUAUUUUAACAAUUUCUGGGUAGAACGUAUUUCAGAGGAAUAAUUAUUAUUCCAACAAGCUGGCGCUUUUCGCUGCUAUUGGGCUAUAACAUAUAGCCUAGUAGUAGCUCAACCAAUCAGAAUGCAGCAUUGAUAAUAGACUACUAGUUGGAUUUUACUAAAUGUAUAUAUAUAUAUUAUAUCUGUGUGAUUUUUCUAAAAGGUGCCGACUAAGUUUUCUCUUGAACACAGGCAAGCCCCCUGUUCAAGCCAGUGUUGCCGGAAAAGAACCAGGGGGCUUGCGGUCAUGCUAGAUGUCAGCAGAGACCCCAGGCCCAGACAGAUGAAUUAGGGCUAGGAGUACAAAGGAAAUAGAGAAUCAACCUUGGUUAAAAAAUUUUGACCUGAAACACAUAUAUGUGUACUAGUUAACUUUUGGGUACAUGUGUUGGUGGACAUGUGGUUUUAUUAUUAUUAUCAAUUUAUUCAUAUAAAACAAAUAAAUAAAUUUAUUUAUUUGUUUUUUUCAGAAACUUGACCCUCAAGCCUCAUCACGCAAGCUCUAGCAGAAAUGAAGAACUAGCAGAAAACAUUAAACAUCAAUGGACAAGCUAUGGAUUUGAUGUAAAAUUUGUAAAAUACAAUGUUUUACUUUCUUUCCCUGAGAAAGGAAAAAUAAAUGGAGCAUCCCUUCUUGAUGCAAAUGGAACAGUUAAAUUUUUAACAGCAAAAAAUGAGGAGGUUGUGGAACCAUCAGAAAAUUCACCAGAUGCAUUACCUCCUUUUAGUGCAUAUUCCCCCACCGGGAAGGCAAAGGUGAAUAAUAAUAAUAAUAAUAAUAAUAAUAAUAAUAAAGGUUUGAACCCAGGAGUCAUUUCAAAAGGUUGAGUUUGAUCGUCCGGGUGAAUGUAGCCCUGAAUAGGACUGUUGUUGUUGACAGUGACUGAUGUUUCGACAAACUGUGCGGUAGUCAUCUUCAGAGUCAAAGUGAGUUGUGUCACGUCAGUUGAUGGUAUUAUACUCUGGUUAUUGAUCUGAUUGGUCAAUUAUGUCGCAAUGUUAUUGAUCCUGUGUCGAUGUUAUUGGUCGUCUGUCUAUGAAGACUCGUAAUCAGUGAUUGGUGCAUUUCGAUUCGUCUAUUGUCGCAGUUAAACAGUCGUCUAUUGUUACUCAAAUUGUUAGUUCUCCAGUUGUUCUCUCGUAGUUAGUUUUGCUUGAUCUCGUCAAUAAGUCGUUUGUACGGCGCUGGUAACUGUAACAUCGCGACAUAAUUGACCAAUCAGAUCAAUAACCAGAGUAUAAUACCAUCAACUGACGUGACACAAUUCACUUUGACUCUGAAGAUGACUACCGCACAGGUUGUCGAAACGUCAGUCACUGUCAACAACAACAGUCCUAUUCAGGACUACGUUCAUCCGGACGAUCAAACUCAACCUUUUGAAAUAAUAAUAAUAAUAAGAGAUUCAAAAGAUCUGCAUGCUGGGAUCUGCACGAAUCCUCAGAAAGGUGCUCCGUGUAUGAACAGAAUGAUUGACUUAAGUGAGUGACAGACGCUCUAGGUGCAUGGUUUGCGCCCGGCUGAUGCACAAAAAGAACACCAGCAAAGACUGUGAUAAUAGAGAUAAUAAUAAUAAUAAUAAUAAAUUUUAAUCUUCUAGCUAAGAAACAGCUGCAACCUUUUGGCACUAUUACAAUAGAACCACUAAUAUUUGUCAGUGUUUUAUAUAUUGUUGCGCUUGUUAGUCAGCGUCAAAAAAGAUUACUGAAAAAAAUGGGGUAGACCCCUGGAGGAAGGGGGUACUUGAACAAUAUUGGGGUAUAGGUGAGCCGCUGAGGGUUUGAAACCCUGACCCUGUUUAGUACAAAAAAAUCCUAAACACAUACCCUGAUUUAUACAGAGAGGCUCCACCCCAAUGUCUAACUCCUUAUACAGGUACAAUGAACCCCUUUUUGUAUAUCUGCUAUUUACAAUAAGGGUACUCCUUUCAAAUACCUAGUCCCUUUUGACUGCUGUAAAUUUACUGCCUUUAAAAUAUGUCUUAAAUAAAUCACAAAACCAGAACAUUUUCUCAACUUUUUCACAGCCGUAAAAAGCAUCUGUUAGCUCUUUUGGGCUUUACAUGUAUUUUCAACCAAAACAACAGAUUUUCCUACCCUUCAUAUACACUGUACUUCAACAAGAGAAAUACUUACCCUUCCAUUUACCUGAAGCCUAAAAAAGGUGCCCCUUUCGGGUGGACUCUCCCUAUAUAAGCCAUUGUAGAGGGUAUAGCCCCACCAGGGUAGUCUGGACACCUGCAGUUGUCCAAAAAAUUGUAUUGUAAAUUAUCAUGCCAUAUAAAUGUUUAAGAAAGUUUUACAUAUAACUAUUUAAAGGUCCAUCAAUGGAUAUAAUGAAGCAAAUAAUUUUGUCCUUUUGCCGCUCAGUUGAAUUAUUUAAGUUAUCUCUUGGCUGAUUGGCUAUCUCAUUGCUGUAUAUAACUAGUAUAAAUGGCAUUUAAAGAAGAUUUUCCUUGUUCAAGAUUAUUGUAGUUGAACAGUAAUGUGCCUCAAGUUCAUACAUUUUGUACAUGUACGGUAGAGGCCAAAGGAAUUGUUAUCACACCACAGGCCAUGGGAAUUGCAAUUGCAGUGUACACUGCUGGCUACAGGAAUUGCAGUACACAUAUUGUAGGCCACAGGAAUUGCAAUUGUAGUAUACACUGUAGGCCACACGAUUUCCAAUCACAGUAUAGGCCACAGGAAUUGCAAUAAAUAUAUAUUGCAGUAUACACUAUAGGCCACAGGAAUUGCAAUCACAUUACAGGCCACAGGAAUUGCGAUAAAUAUAUAUUGCAGUAUACACUGUAGGCCACAGGAAUGCAAUCAUAGUACAGUGUGAAUUUGUUUACUCUUUGCUGACUCAGUGUGAUAUAUUUGAUUUCUUCUUACUUCCAGGGUGACUUAGUUUAUGUUAAUUAUGGAAGACCUAGUGAUUUCAAGAUUUUGAUUGACAAAGGAGUCAACUGCUCAGGCAAGAUUGUCAUUGUCAGAUAUGGGCGUGUCUUCAGAGGAGACAAGGUAUUUUAGCCCCUUAAACAAGCAACCGGGGAAAGGAGCACCCCACUGCCAGGGUGCCCUAGAGAGCUUGCUCACAAGCUGUCAUCCAUCUUCAGGACUUCUUUAUUCCCCAAAGAGGAUAGUCCUUUACUCAUUAAUAAUUUCACUGUGCAGGAUAUUUUUUAAGUGUUCCACAUUAUUUAUUCCUUUAUUUCAGGUGACUAAUGCUGAGAAAUAUGGAGCAAAAGCCAUUCUAAUAUAUAAUGACCCGCACGAUUCUGCCCCUGUACCAGAUGAAGAUCUCUACCCCCAUGGCUGGUGGCUGCCUCGCUCAGGAGUACAGCGUGGAUCCAUUCUUUUGGGUACUGGUGACCCACUAACUCCAAGAUACCCUUCCAAAGGUACAGCAGAAAUGUUCUGGUUUGAUUAACUGCCUUAUAAUCUUAGGAAUGUUUAUUUAGCAACAAUCAGAUAGGCAUCCCAGUCAAGUUUGACAGCUGAGUUAUGUAAUUGCAUGUAACCUACUGAUCAAAAUAAAAUAUUAUGAAAGUGACAUUCUUGGAAUAUAAUACACCUCCUUUGAUGCUGGCCAUUAUCAAGUCUGACCAUACAUGUAUAAUUUGAGGCUGAUUCUCAUCAUUGUCCUUCACAUCUCAUGCAUACUAAAUUUGAGGUUCUUUUUACGAUUAUAAUAGUCAUGUUGUUGUUUUCGCUUUAGAUGGUGUAUUAAGGAAAAACUCAGCCCUGAUUAAGAUGCCUCAUAUUCCUGCUCACCCAAUCUCUGCAGAGGAUGCAGAACAGUUCUUGAGGUGUGAAUUACAAAAUUAUAAUCAUAUUCUCUAUAGAAAAUUCAAUAUUAACUACAGUGUACAUGUAGUAAAAAAAUUAAUAAAUUAUUAUAUUGUUGAACCUUCUGUAAGCUACCAUGCCCAAAAUUUAAAGCUUUAAUUGUCGCUUAUGGUAGUUGUUCACUUACGACUAUUUAUUUACAGGCGGUCUCUUCCUAAGAAAGGUUUUGAACACAUCUACAAUUUGGAAGAGAUGUAUGGCAUGCAAUUUACAAGUUACAAUAUGUUUAAUUUCUUGCUGUCACUAAACGCUCUUUGCAGACCCAUAAUUUAUUAAUAAAUACACAUACAUGUGAGUAUACUACAGUGUUUGUAGAGAUGAAACCAAGCGUCAAAUGGUCGUUAAAAGUGGGUAAAAACAAUGGAAAAUUUUAAAGCCAUUAUCCUUUAAACAUGGUCGCAGUUGCUUGCGAGAGGUGGUGGUUUAUGAGAGGUUCCAACUGUAGUAGUUUCACUUUGAAGAGUGUUUCCAAUAAGUGGUCGCCUGUGGGAGGUGGUGGCUUUAUACAAGAGGUGGUCAAUGAUGGAAGUUCUACUGCUGUUAGUAGUAAAUCACACAUUUUUAGUUAAUAGUGAACCACAGGUUAUGGAAUACAACUGUAGUCUUCAACCAAAACUACUCAUGAGAUUACUAGCUGGGAAUCACGAAAGGUACUUUAAUAGUCUGUUCCAGGCUCUCAGGUAGUAGGGAAGAUGGAAAAGUGAAAGGCAUGCAAAAAGUUGGCGGGGCGGGAAAAAGGAAUGCUUUCUCAAUUCGGCAGACCUCAAAGCCUGGAACAGGCUAGGUACUUGUGUGUGUUAUAUACCAAAAUUGAAUUCAGAUGGGGUUUUUUUUAACCUUGGUUGAUUCUCCAUUUUAUCCUUUGUAUCUAAACUUACAGUAAUAAUUGAUUUUCAUGAAUAACUAGGACCCAAGACAUUUUGGAAAUUUAGAAUUAUCCGUAGGUUAAAACUUUUACGGUAACGGGAAUUUACCAUUUUCCUAGGUGAAAAAUGUGAACAGAAAGAUAAAGAUGUGAUUUUUCAGUGGUGUGCUGAACACAGUGUAUGGAUCUGUAUUGUUAGAUCCUCAGCUCCAUCAAUGAGCUUUUCUUUUUCUUCUUUUCUUAGUCGACUGGGUGGUGACAAAGCCCCAGAUGACUGGCAAGGAGGAUUAAAUAUCACAUAUCGACUUGGUCCAGGAUUCAUUGAUCCUUACAAAGACUGGUAAUAUUCAUUGUUGUUUUUGUUCUUAAAAUUUUGGUUAUAUCUUUUUCAAGAUGAAGUAAAUAAUACUUACAAUUUUCUUAAAAUCGCGUACUAAUUAACAUAGUAGUAUUAAUUUGAUAUUUUUAUAAGCAACCAUAAUAUUCUCUUUAAACCGGAGGAGACACUUCUUAAAAUAAUUUAGCAUUAUGAUAAUUGUAAUUGUAGUAAAUACAGGUAAAUAUGGCAUGAUCUCAGCCCAUCAGAAAGACAACCAGUAAAAGCCGAUUUGACAUUAGUAUUACUCCAUUCAGGGGCGGAUCUAGGGGGAGGGUGCAGGGGGUGUGCCCCCCCCCCACCCCUGAGAUGACCUGUGGUUUUCUUAUACAACUGGUAUUCUGCAAAAAAAAAAACUAUGUGGUUUAUUGGUGUUGAAGUAGAGCCAGGGACGAGUGCACCCCCUCCUAAAAAAAAUCCUGGAUCUGCCCCUGCCAUUCGUGGAUGAAAAACAGCGCAUGUUGUGCUAAGAAUUACGUGGCAAGAGCUGUCUUUACAGAAUUCACAAACAUGGCAAAACGUUUUCUUAAUCUUAAACUAGUGUCAAUUGCUGAACUCAUAAAGAAUCAACUUGAUUUUGAAUCUUGAAUUAUGGAAUUUUUGCUGGAAAAAUGGACAUUAAUGUCUUGAAACUGCCAGAAAACAGGCAGAUAUUUUCAAGACAGUCAGCUGUUGCAUUUGGCUUUUUUAUACAGCUUUGUACACUCUAUAUGUUAAUAAAGAGUUCUCAGUUCGUGUUUGUUGUUCUGUUUUGUCCAUUAGGAAAGUUGAAGUGGAAACAAAUAACAACCACACAAGACGAGAUAUCUACAACGUCAUUGCUGUUUUAAGGGGAUCUGUUGAACCAGGUGGGUUUCCCUGUGCAUAUUAUAACGUGAAUAGAUUGGUCUGUAGGGGAUCUGUUGAACCAGGUGGGUGCCCUGUGCAUACUAUAGCGUGAUUGCAGUUUUGUUAAAGUAAAUCUGUCGAACCAGGUGGGUCUUCCUGUGCAUGCUCUUCUCCUGUGCUACCGAUGUAACAGUUCAAGUCGCCCGAAAGUCAUCGAACUAGAGUUAUGUCGCCCAAAGUUUAUAGUUAUGUCGUCCGAGAUCCUGAGUUAUGUCACCCGAAAUUUUAGUCGAGUGUAAUACAGAGAGAAACGUCUCGUUCUUUAAAGCUAUGAGGCGAAACAAGCGAGUUAAGUUUGCAGUUUAUCUGGUACUUUAACCGUGCCUUGACGAGAUGAAACUAGCGCGUUGAAUAAGUCAUUAUAUCUCGUUCUUUAAGCCUUGAUGGUCAAGGCGAAGAACGCGCAAAAGUAUUUAUUUUAGGAUAUGACUGUUAGAAUGUUGUUGAGCACGGGCAACUUAUUUGUAACUCAGCAUUUCGGACAACUCUACUUUAUGGCUGUGUUCACACUAUACCGUAUAGCUUAUAGCCGCUGCAGUUGAUUUAUUUUAACUACUCCUGUUAUUUCAUAGACAGAUUAGUUUUGAUUGGUAAUCACCGUGAUGCCUGGGUGUUUGGUGGUAUUGAUCCUUCCAGUGGAACUGCUUGUAUGAUGGAAGUUGCAAAGGCCCUUGGACAAAAGUACAAACAAGGUAGGAAACAAACUUUUUUUAAAUUAUGUUUGCGGUUUUCAGUCCUUUUAAGAGAAGAUAUGGCUCCGGGAAAUAGGAAAGCUCAGCUUUGUUCACGUGUCGAUAUUUAUCACGUUGCUCCUUCUGCUUGGCAACAAGAACGCUCUUAAAAGCGUCUACUCGCGCUUGCUUGGAGAUUGGAUAAGAAAUGAGGAGGUGAUUAAUUCUACACGAAACAGGAUUUCCAUGCUAAACGUUUUUCACGUCCUACUUUAUCGACGGUCGAGUAAUCUUCAGGAUAUUUACUUUUUAUAUUGUAUUCGACGAUUUGUUCCUGAGUUGCUCAAAAUGUAUGUUUUUUUCUAUGAAGAUGGUUUGUAACACUCUUUUUUCCUUUUUUUUUUUUAGGGUGGAGACCACGCCGGUCAAUUGUUCUGUGCAGUUGGGGAGGUGAAGAGUAUGGCCUUUUGGGAUCUACUGAGUGGGUUGAGGUCUGUAAGACUCUAAACAGAUCGUAAACUCAAAACAUUUUGCUGCCAGAUUUACCAAUUCAACGACCUGCUCCCAGUUGGCUUGUUAGCUCAAUUGGUAGAGCGCUGUAUCACAGAGGUUAAGGGUUCGAAUCCCGUACAAGCCUAAACUUUUGCAGGCUUUCUUUUGGCAAGUGCAAAAGUUGCGUCUAUCAUGUGACUGCGAUAAUCUUCUUUCAUAUAGUUCUCUGCCUAGCCUGCGUAGCAGGCGCUUGGAAGUAGUGGGCACCAGAAAAAACGGGCGCACGAGAGGGAGACACACGAGGGGUGACCUCGCGUGUCUCCUCGCGCGCGCCCGUUCUCUCUUUCGCCCACUACUUCCAAGCGCCUGCUACGCAGGCUAUUCUCUACCCCGCAGUUCGCAUAUAUGAUUUCAUAUAUUCGUAACAUAGAUUUAUUUGUUUCGCCACGCAAUGCUUAUAAGCACGAAAGUGGAGGGAAGCGUUCCAUGACAGACAAGGAACGGAUGCGUAAAAACUAAACCUAGCCUAUGUUAAUGCGUUUUUCGGAAAAGCAGGCAUUUUUGGCGUUUUGAUUUUGCAUCUAAUUCUAUACACUAAAUCCGUUGGUAAAAUGGGUCAGUGUUUUCGGGAACGAUCACAUACGUGGGUUUUAAAACCGAAGACUUGACGUUUCAAUGCGAACCGGCAAAACAAAGGUUUUUCAAAACGUUGACACGAUGACUUAGACCGCGAGCGCUCUCUCAUUUUUGUUUUGAGUCAGAGGACAUAAAACAGUUUUCCCUACCUUCUUUUAGUGGGGCAAGGGGAACGGAGUAGGUGCGGUUGGGGGCAGCAGAGCUGGUUGGUUUGAUAAAAAGAUUCAGUAAAUGAUUUUCAGUUUCAUUUUUCCUGUUUCCUGUAAUUCAUGGUGAAAUAUUUUUCUUUGUCUUUUGUUACCAGGACAACAUUCAUCUGUUGUACCAGCGAGCUGUAGCCUAUUUGAAUGUUGAUUCCCCGAUACGAGGUACAGACAUGUAACCGUUUUUGUUCGAAAUGAUCAGUUGACAACUUUGUUAACAAGCACUUUUUUUACGUUGGGCGGGGCAUUUGUUGUUGUAAAGAUCGACCUAAAAAUGUUUAUACUUUCCUUAAAGCUGCUGAGCUUAGAAUAUUUUAUAUUAAAUCGUGCACUUGAUAUAGAAUGAUGUUUUGUUUCUAGUGGAAGUGCAUUUAGUUGCUCUAACUUGUUAACGGGAACUCCACUGAAAUAAUCGAAAGCAAAUGAUACAAAGAGCGCACAACAGGAUUAGAAACCCUGAGGCAAACCUGUUGGCUAUUUACAAGCAUAACCGAAGAUUUUAAACUGUAGAUGACCGAGAAACAAAUCCACCCGGUGGUUUUAGCGAGACUCGAAACCGCGGGACCGUGGAUUGCGAGUCCCGACUAGCUGACCACUCGGCCAUUUUGGCUCCUAUAUCUAUUAGCACUGAUAAAUCACCCCGUGGCUGUGGCAGUGAAACCAAGUCAAAUAGAAUUAGGUCACAUCACAAAAAAAUAUUUGGAGUAAGUUCUGUCAACUUUUGCUUACAUAUACGAAUGUGUAACCGUGUCACUGCUAACCAUGAGAAUACAAAUUGUCGAGCUAUUUUGUAGUUUACCCAAGCUUUUUUGUGUUGAUAUUACAUGUAUCCCGUAUUCUGCUUUUUUUUAGGAAAUUACAGCCUGUUUGUCCGUGCGAGUCCUCUUCUUCAUCAAGUACUAUACAAUGCUUCAAAACAGGUGAUGUAUGACUUUGUGAUUUAAUAUGCAUUGCAGUCAAGCAUCGUCAUCUACAUCAUCAUCAUCAUCAUCGCCAUCGCCAUCGUAAUAAUAAUAAUAAUAAUCAGCAGCAUCAGCUUCAUCAUCAUCAUCAUCAUCACCAUCAUCAUCACCAUCAUCAUCAUCAUCAUCAUUAUUCUCAUCAUCAUCAUCAUCAUUAUUCUCAUCAUCAUCAUCAUCAUCAUCAUCAUCACCAUCAUCAUCAUCAUCCUCAUCAUCAUCAUCAUCAUCAUCAUCAUCAUCAUCAUUAUUCUCAUCAUCAUCAUCAUCAUCAUCAUCAUCAUCAUCAUCGUCAUCAUCAUCAUCAUCAUCAUCAUCAUCAUCAUUAUUCUCAUCAUCAUCAUCAUCAUCAUCAUCAUCAUCAUCAUCAUCAUCACCAUCAUCAUCAUCAUUAUUCUCAUCAUCGCCUUCAUCAUUAUGAACAUCAACAUCGUCAUUAUCAUUAUAAUGAUCGUCGCCGUCGUCCCUUUCUAUCAACACCAGCAUCACCUUGCAUUUUUGUAUUAGGGCAGGGAGCCAUGAAAUGUUCAGGGUAUUGUUCGUCUUUGACCCAGGAGAACACCUUGAAAAAGGAGAAAACUAAAUUUGAAGCCACAUUGCGUGUACGCGGGACAGAAAAGCUAGUUUUGGCUGAAUGCCAGUGUUGGGGACGCUGUAAAUUUGCAUCCUUCAGGCACAUUUUAGAUAAAACUGUGAUAUAAAGCUGAAAAUUCGUCUUUUUCAGGUGAAAAAUCCCGUGGACGAAAAUCAGUCCGUUUAUGAAAACUGGCUGGACAAAUUCCCAGCUGCUGACGGACGAAAUCCUGAGUGAGUAUAAACCGAGUGAAACGCCUUUGUCGAUCUCAAAAAUUGCUACAGCUCUCGUUGAACAGAAUACAACCAAUCUCCGUGCUCGUUCAACGUCGUUCAACAUUUUGAAUUUUAUUAUUACUUAAUAUUCAACAUAGCAUAAUACACAUUUCAACAAUAAUUGUGUUUUUGGUUGACAAGUGUUGAACCACGUGUCAGUGGUUUUACGAUCACUUGAUAAUGUCCAGAAGUGGCCAAAGUAAAAUUGCCACAAAAUUUCCAGAUUUCCUCGUUUAAAAUACUGAAAAACCAAUCGCACCUUGUGGUCAUACUGCCUUAGAGGCUUCUUUUGAAUGGUCACACCAUAGAAUUUUGUUCACGGACUAAAAGUUAGAACGGCUUUUUACACAGACUCCAUCAUUGGUAUCAAGUCACCUCGAAACCAAACCAUCUCGCCACCAAAAAAUGUAAUAUCCUAAUACUUAUCGAAAGGACAAGUCUCUAAAAGAAAAUCCUUUCCCUUUAAAUUUACAAUGAAAUUUAAGGAGGUAAGGGUCGUGUGAUAAUAUUACCCUACUUUCCCAAGAGGGGCUGUUGGAUUUUAAGUAAAUCGCACCUCUUUAGCAUAAGAAUAAGCCGUAUUAAUGUACUAAAAAGUCCCAGUUAUUCACAAAAAAAAAAGAAAAAAAACUAAAUGUGAGACGUCCGAUGCAAGGUGUCAAUUACUAUGGAAAAACUUAUAUUUGGGCUUGAGGAAGAAAUCAGUCCCAGGCAAGUAAACAGUGUAAAUAUUACGUGGUGGCGAGUAGACUUGUUGGUGACGAGAUGACUGUAAACCCCAUCAUUCACUCCGAGAGUGAAAGGUCUAAAGUAAAACAAGCAUAAACAAAAUGAUAUAUUUUGAAGGCAUCGUAAGAGCAGAGAGUCAGGCUUUGAAAUAUUAGAUUUCCUGAUAAAAAAGGGGGAACGUAACAAGCCAACCAAGGCCACUCUCAAGGUCCAAAAAUUAAUCAGCGCCCAGGGCACUUGAGCAAAUAAAUACCGUAGAUACAGUAGGGGCCUGUUUACAUGGAGGUGGGGGACCCCAGGUAGGUGAGGUAACCCGCUUAGCUGGUGUAACCCGCCUGUCCAUGUAGUCUCUCAUUUUACUUUCAUCCCGUUUACAUGACAGGUUACCCCACCUUAAGCGUGUUACCUCACUUACCUGCGGUCUCCCACCUCCAUGUAAACAGACCCUAAUUUGUGGGCUUGAGUUUUCUGAGUUUUUGAAACACCAUGCCGGAAAGAAACCUGGAACCUCAGCCAGCAGGAUUUCUUAAUAGUGUCUUUCGGUCUUUCUUUUGUGCUUUUUAUAGAAUUCGCCCUCUUGGCUCAGGCAGUGACUAUUCUCCAUUUUGUCAGAGAGCUGGCGUGCCGUCUGCCGAUAUAAGAUAUGUGUUUGACAUGGUAUGUGCUUUGCAUUAAUUAUAGUAACUUUUUGACACGUAUAUUAAGUGAAAUAAAAGUAGUGUUCCAGGAAAAUAAAGAAAAUGUGUAUACCGAAAAAGUUUUAAAGCAAACAUCCAUCUGUUGUUGCUUCCAGGUGUCGGGGAACUUGAGUUUCAGUUGCGAGUAACCCUUUUUUGUGAUAAAGUUAUGUGUGUGUGUGUGUUUUUUUUUUUUUUUUGUGGUCCAUAAAGCCAGCUGUAAAGAAUCGACUGACUAUUUUGUUUUGCGGAGAAGAACUGAUUUACUUGUUUGAUUCUCAGUCGUGCAGAGAUUUUUGCGCGACAGACGACCUGUUACUGAAGCGCCCAAAAACUCGAAGAUUUGCUCUAAGCGAUGAUACAAACCGGAACGCCUAACGAUGUCCGUUAUAACGAGAGUUGUAACAAGGAAUGUCAUUUUUAGGCGAAGUUUGUUUUUUGUCAAACAACAGUAAUUUUUGACGGAUUUACAGGGAAUUAGUUUUUGUCGGUAUAACAAUCGAGCCUCAUGUGCGACCGCCUAUCCAAACCACCAAAAAUUUCCCAGUCAAAACGUUACAGUUGGAACCUCUGGUAAACGACCACCUCCUGUAAGCGACCGCCACCCCUUUUGGGCCUGACGUUUAACGAUUUUUAACCUCUUGUAAGCGACCACUUGACGCAUUCUUUGAUCUCUAUGGUCGCUGUGUGCACUAUGCUACAGUGUACAGUAAGAAUAUACGAAAAACUUUAGUGACAACAUGGAACUACACAUGACGUAACUCAGACAUUGCAUGCAAUAAAUAUCUUCCGUAAAGUAGAUGUGUCUGGACCUCUUCUCGGAAGAGACCGCCUGUGGUUCGAUUCUUGUAAGCUACUACUCAGUCUUUCCAUUUUAGUGGCUAGGUAUACCAAAAUCAAGGGUUAUUAGAGACCUUUAGACUCGUGGACGAGAAUGACUACGAGUACGAGAUUUGAUUUAAAGUUUUUUCGCGUAUUGUCAAAAAAUAGACGCCCCGGAAUUCUUCAUUGUCCUUUUUUUCACCCGAAACGUUAGCACUGUUAUCGUUAUUGAAGGAGGUUAUACCCUCUCCCGAUUGCACAAUGCUAAAGCUUCUAACAUUAUUUUGAUAACGCGUUCCUGCCACUUCGACACUCUCGCUAAACCUUGUAGUAGAAUGACGACGGCUACCACGUUUUCCCGCCAAAAUGACGCUGCCUCACACGCGUACACUACUUACUAUUGAGGAAAUCUCGUACUCGUAGUCUUUCUCUACUUAGAAUCUAAAGGUCUCUGAUGUUGACUGUUUAUCGCAAUCUUCCUUAUUAUAUACUUAGCUUUUAUGAUUUACACUUACUUUUUGAUUUCAGUUUAAGUUCCAUAACAUCUCCGCUUAUCCAACGUAUCACAGUUUGCAUGACACAUUUGCUUACGUCAAAACGUUCGUGGAUCCUGAAUUCAAGACUCAUCUGGCGGUUGCGCAGUUCUGGGGCAGUGUUACAUUCCUAUUGGCUGAGACACCUCUCCUGCCAAUCAACUGCUCAGAUUACGCUGUUGCGCUGAAUAAAGGCGUGUCCAACUUGCAGAAAAAAUAUCAAAGUGAGCUAACGAAGAAAGGAAUUUCACUCGGUGAGUUUAUUUUGUUCCCUCGACUUCGUAGUUAAGCGCACGGUCAGACUACUGCCAACGGCUGCGUUAACUCAACAAGACAUAUUGUUUCAACGAGAGCUUUGUAUAUACCCCCGAAUUUGAUAACUGACAUGUUAAGUUAAGCAACUUUGACGGUAAUGAGAGGCAAAAUAUCAGUUACAAAGUGAUCACGCGUUCUUUUAAACUUGGUCGUGAUUAUUCUAGUUUGCUCAGUUUUUCAAAUGUGAGGAUAUUUCCCGGGAUAUUAAUUCGUAGGGACCACCUCGAAGUUCAAAAAGAAGAAAGAAACUAAGAUUUGUUCCCGUGUGUUCACGUCGUCCGUAAAGCGUCAUAUUAAGGUUGAUGUCCACUAACGCGUUGUUGGCUACGCACAUUAACACACGUGAAUUUAAAUCACGUAAAUAAAACAGAGGCAAGAUAUAAAGUGUUGAGAUUAAACGUGAAGUUGAGCGAGGUUCUACUUUUACACUUACAUGCGACCUGACAUACAUUGCCUCUAUUUUAUUUGUACACGUAAAGUUUUUGCACGUACGCACGUAAAAAUUACGCGACAGUGGAAAUGAACCCUAAGAAAGGUUUUUACGUCGUAGUUGUGCAGUGACGGUAAAGAAAAGUACCAUUUGAAAAGUGUGAUGUGUGACGUUCCCUAUGGCGGUUGCUGUACGUGAGUCCCUCAUUGGCCUUGUUCUAAUCAAGCGGAGAGCUGGUACCACAUAUGAUCGCAAAGGCUCUAGGGAUCGUUUGGAGAGACAGUAAAAACUAACAUGGCGGACAGCAGUAAGUCAACUGUUGAUGACGCUCUGAAGGUUACCCUGACUGAAGAAUAUAUACCUGCUGAAUUAGGCUUUGUAGGAAUUCUGUAAUAGUGAAUAUUAGUUGUAUUUCUGAACCUGUUAAAACAGUUUGGAACACAUUAGUUGUAUUAUGCGCCAUGUUUGUUGACCUUUAUGCUCUCCCUCUCAACGUUCCCGAGGAGCUUUGUGGUCGCAUAUGUUAGCCAUUUGUGAUUACACCCGGUAGGAUCUUCGUCUCAGCCCGGGGAACAAAAUUAUUUCAUUUACUGAACCCAUUUAUAACGGUAUUUUAUUUCAGAAUUUUUGGCUAAGGCAGUGAAAAAGUUUAAAGAAGGAGUUAAGAACAUGCAAUCACUAAUCAAAAACGUGGACAUUUCAGAGUAAGUAUUGGAAAGGAUAACGUAGUUCGUUGACACGAACCAAUUCAGUGACCUGCUCAACCAGCUGGGUUGUUAGCUCAAUUGGUAGAGCGCCGCACCGGUAUCGCAGAGCUCAAGGGUUCGAAUCCCGAACAGAGGUGAAUUUCUUCAGGCUUCCUUGCGUUUAUAACUACGAUGAUCUUUUGUCGUUAAAGUUUUCACCCCAGAGUUCCUAUUGCCGGUUUGCGCGUGACGUUACGGCGGCCAUGUUGGAUAACAAGAACAAAAGCAUUUUUCUCCUCUAGGAGCUUAACUCUAUUUUCGUGUAAAUUCUUCAAGGAAAAAAUUAUAUUGUGUUGCCAUCCAACAUGGCCGCCUUGUCACGUGGCUGCAAACCAAGAUUAUAUGUUUUUUCAUUAUUUCACUCAACUUAGCAUUUACAGGUUAUAUAUCCCUUGUUAAUUGCUGUUAUUGAAUUGCUUUGCUUGAAAAUUUUAAAAAUCAUUUUCUCGUCUAACAAAUGAAUUUUUUUCAGUCCCUGGUCUCUCGCGUACAUUAAUGACCGUUUGAGUGGACUGGAAAAAAACUUCUUAAACCCGGAAGGACUGCCGGGAAGACCUCUUUACUGGUAAGUACUAUUCAUUCUCGAGAGCUCUGUAAAUUUUUUUUUUUACAGAUUCACUCCACUACAUUACAAGCAAAUAAUUAAAUGAAAUAAGCUAACACUACUACAAGGAAAAAAAAAAAGUUGUGGAGAAGGAGACAACCGAAAGCGCCAAUGCGCCAUACUAGGAAUCCCCCCACUAAUUAAAAUAUAAGAAAAAUAUAUACAAGUAGAAACAUAAAUGUUCUAGUUAUCCUUAAUAAAGCUUAAAACAUUUUUUUAAAUGUUGCAAUACUGUUUGAUUCUCUAAUAUGAUUGGGUAAACCAUUCCAUUCAUUUACAAUACGGUUAAAAAAACUAUAUUUAAAACCAUCAGUUCUACUAAAAUUUGGAAAAAGGUCCUGUGUGUCAUUUUUCCCCAAGUUGUAACCUGUAUUUCUGUCCUUACAAAAUAUGAGCUUAUUUGAAAUGUCAAUAUCAUAAUGUCCAUUAAUUACAUUUUAAAAAAAUGUAACAUCUCUAGUGAACCUCCUAUUAGAUAAUGACAACAAUUUUAGCUUAGAUAGUCUAGUAUCAUAAUCAUCAUCAGACCUAGUGAUCCAUCUGGUAGCUCUUCGCUGAACAUGUUACGUUUAGUAUGAGGGUUAAAAGUUUCGCAUGAAUAUUCUAAUGAAGGUCUCACAAGACUACAAUAAAGUGUGUUCAUGGUAUCAAUAUCCUUUAAGUCCCUACAAGUCCUCUUAACCAACCCUAAAACCCUUAUUAGCCUUAGCAGUUAUUUUAACUACGUGUUGGUUCCAUGAAAGAUUACCAGCAGUAAAUAAUCCUAAAUCUUUAUACACAUUAACACUUUCAAUAUUCUAAUAAAGGUCUCACAAGACUACAAUAAAGUGUGUUAAUGGUAUCAAUAUCCUUUAAGUCCCUACAGGAAUUUAAGUCCCUAAAUGAAUUUGUUUAUAUUGGUGAACAAAGAAGUUACUGUGUAAGCCCAAAAACACCUUGUUGAGCAAAUUUCGAGGUUAUAAUUGUAUAACCAUACUAAGUGUAAUCUGUAAAAUGGCUCCUCUUCUCCCGUUUUUCCAGGCAUUCUAUUUUCGCGCCAAGUCUGUUCAACUCCUACGCAAGUGCCACGUUUCCAGGCCUCCAUGAUGCUUUAGUGGACGCCGUCAACAAUGGAACCUGGGCAUUAGUUGAGGAAGAGUUAUCUAACACUGUUGUAGCAAUUGAAUGGGCUGCACAAUUUUUGAAUUCGACGGUAUAACACACGACUUUGCGUUGGGUGUUUGUCGGUUCGUUCUGUUGUACCAAUUCUUGAUUUUGUCCAUGGAGAAAAUAAUAUUUGUAAUUAUUUAGCGAUUCUGUUUUUAAACUUAGGUAAGUUUUAUCUGAACUUUAGGGCAGUGGAUCAAAAUUGGUAGUAUCGUUUCUUUGAGCAUUGAAUGGAUAGAAACGUUUUUAUCCUUGGAUUGGCUUAGUCUACAACGUGAUGCAGGCCAUCUUCUAUUUAUCUUGUAGCCGCGUUAACAAAGCGAGGAUUGAUGUUAGGUCAAACUUUUGGCUUAUUCAACAACGUGAUACAGGCCAUCUUAUAUUUAUCUUGUAGCCGCGUUAACAAAGCGAGGAUUGAUGCUAGCUCAAACUUUCGCGGUCAAACAACUUUUGGUUUUGAUUUCGUUUGCUCCAAGAGGUCAAUUUGGAAAUUUCUGUUGUUACUGGAAACUCGAGCGGUC